AUGGGUCAGCUCAUGUCAGGCAUAACAUUGACAGGAAGUUUUCUGGGAGGCCUACCGUCAAACCUGGGCCACGUCUUCUCCACUCGCAUUAACUCGCUGCUGGUUUCCCGCUGGAGAGCACAGACUGCACCUGCUCCCGAAGUCCAGCGGGGCCCGGCCUCAUCCCGGCGCUCAGCCUCGGCUGCUCGUGCACGGACUCGAGGACCCACCAGGGGUCACUGCAGCCUCAGAGCUAUUGUGCCCGCCAGUCCCGGACACGGCCCGCCGUGCGGAGGGCGUGGGACUCGGAGCGCCGAACGCCAGGGUCCGAGCAGAACUGCGCCCGGCCUUCCUAGAGCCAACCUCCGGUCUCCCCGGGAAACAGCCACAGCAAUCAGGAUCAGGGCUCCGAGAAGCAGGGCGGCCCGGAUGCUGCGCGUCGGUUUCCGUGCGGACCUGCCCUCACCUCGCCACGCCGCCCGGAAGGGGCGCCCCUUCCCGGCCGCUGGGCCCCCGGUCCGCUCCAGGGCUCUCCGCAGACACCCGGUCCCGGCCCAGCUGCACCUGGGCUGCUCCCGCCCAGGGCGCCACCCCUCGCGCAGCGAAGAGAACUUUCCCGGGAGCCGCCGCGGCCUGCGCGCCCAGGGCACACCCCCGCCAGCCCGCCGGCGCUUUCCCAGCCUGGGCGCCCGCUUCCCCGACCGCCGGCGCGCCCGCGAGCCCUCUGACUCCCCACUUCUCUGGAAAUCCCGGAAGAGCGGCACUCCGCCGCCACAGCAAGACGUUCUCGCAGGACCGGCUUCAACUUGGCCACACACAACCCCCCGUGAUGAGUUCCGCGGUCCCCGGACGGGAGCCGCGUCCCGCCACGAGCUGACUUGCACUCGCCGGUCUUCUUGGACUGCGGGAGGGGCCGCGGCGCCCCCGCCUUCGGAGGAGCCGGAGCCGCAGGAUGCGCGGGGACGCGCCGCCGCCCUCAGCGCUCAGUUCCGCCGGCGCUUCCCCGGCGGCUCCCGGGCGCUGACUCCCGGGCUUCUCCGCCCUUCUUGCCUCCAGCCUGCGCCGGGCGGCUCGUCCUCGCGGCCCUGGACCUCGCCGGGCACCGGUCCCCUCGCCCUGGCCACGGCGCGGACAAUACAUUAAUGCCUCGCGCUUGAG
This is a messenger RNA of Hyaena hyaena (striped hyena), 1137 nucleotides long. RefSeq names its product translation initiation factor IF-2-like. The record is from RefSeq and is a predicted model, not a curated record. Bases 1 to 1122 code for a protein of 373 amino acids. The transcript is spliced from 4 exons. NCBI's taxonomy places the organism in Eukaryota, Metazoa, Chordata, Mammalia, Carnivora, Hyaenidae.